GAUUUGAAUAGUUUUAAGCUAUUUUUCCUCCUCUCCUGGUUUCGCUGGAUACCAUCGCCUCCUUUCGCGUCCGAAACCCUCGCGGUACAGUCGCAGCAAGGAAGGCAACGAUGGGAUUGCGGCGUACAAAGAUGUCGGAAUCUCCCGUAUAACUGCCUUUUCUACUCCGCUCCAACCCGUCAAACCCUCGUCUUUCUCCUCCUUCCUCACAGUUCCCGCAAAUCCACCUUCCAACGAGAUUUUCUAAAUCCGGUAUUUAAGGCAAAACGGUGGAGAAACGGGAUGUAAGAUGCUGUAGGAUUUACUAAUUCCUGCUACCAAACAGCCACCGAGCGAGCGUGACGCGUCCACCCUCCUUCAAUCUUGGCCUAUGUAAGCCAGCAAAGAUGGAAUGGAAUGACUCCGAGAGGAAGACCUCAUCGUCAUUAGGCUACAAGCUCGUCCCUUGGGUGAAUUGGGACGAAUGGAACUAUGUCAGGAGAUCAAUUUUCUCAUCCUCCCCUAACUUAAUCUCUGCGGCUCUUCAGAAGAUAUCAGCCUGGGAAAGCAGAGGUUGCCUGCCUAUUGCAAUUAAUUUGACAGCUGUAAUUAUCGAAAUUCACCAGAAAGAUCCAUUUUUUAGAAAAGAUGGUUCCAUUGGUGAUGCUCUUGCCUCCGAGAAGAUGCUAAACAUGUUAUAUUGCAUGUUCAUCUUGAGACUCGUCAAUGAUUUUGUUGAGCCUGCGCACAAGAAAACUGGGCGCUCGAUAUCCGAUUUAGCCGAUGCAGUUGGUAUUCCACGAACUCUUGUUGAUAUUCGUCAUGAGAGUUCUCAUCGUUGUCUUCCUUCACUCAAGCUGGUUCGUGCAGCCAGUGCAAAGGCACUUGAGUGGCUAAAGAUUAAUUACUGGGAACCUCAAAGAAUUGCAGUUUAUGAUUCUAGAAGAAAAGUAAAAUCUAGAUUACGUGAGAUGAUCUUAUGUUUAGCAUCCCAUCAUGGUUCAAGGGUGAAUUCUGCAAAGACUAAAAGAAAAGGUUGCAAAAGAACUUCACAUCUGGUGACAUGCCAUAAACUCUCACAUACAAGCAGAAAGCUUCUGUCUUCAAAAUCAGAUGCUCCAACGGUACAAAUUUCCAAGGUUACCAAAAGAGUUGCUCAUCUCUACGCUUUGUAUCCAUCAGAAGUUGUGUCAUUGUUGCUUGAAAUGUUCCUCUCACAAGCAUCCAAUAUAUCGGCUGCCGUUGACAUGGAAUGCUCUGAUGGUUCCGACCCCUGUAAUUCAAAUCCAGUUGGUUUCUCUUCAACUAAUUUAAAAGUGGUAAUAACUAAACUCUCCAAUCGGAAACCUCGGUUUUUACUUAGCAUGCUGAAGAUGAUCCUCGAGAUGAUUGAAGAAAAGGGUUCCAGAAACUUUGAAAUUGAUUCAAACCUCUUUCUUUCCUCACAAAACCAGUUCGAGAUAAACCAAGCUUCUGAUCUUCGUUCACUGCUUCCCUUUCUUAUAAGAAAUCUUAAAGCAUUGAAGGAGUCUAGGAAAAUAGGGUUCAUUGAAGAAAAUCAAAUUCUUUCUACACACAAUAUCACUACACCAAAUAUUCACCUCUCAAACCUUCUCCAUAAAUUCCUCGCUUUGUUGGAUCCGAGUGACAAGCAUCUAUUGAAGUCAGUUCUACUUCUUUCUGAGAUGAGCGGAAACAGAUUUCUGACCGAGAAACUCAAGAAACUCUUUAUGUCAGCAUCUUUGGACCAAGACCUGGAUUCCUUCGCCACUUUAGGCUGUAAUGAGAGCUUCCUAUUAAAAGAGGAAGAUUCCAUAAAGAAAGCAGAAGAAAGAUUGAAUUAUCUUAAGUCACUCCUGAACGAUAAACUUAGAGAUACUAGACAUAGAAGCAGUAACUCUGAUGCAACAACUAGGUGGACGCUCACCAAAUCAUGGGUAGCAUGCCCCCUUGGCAUGUUGCCUUGCUCAUUCAGCUCUACUGCAGUUCUUUCAAGUUUUGAUGUCAUGGAAGUUGAAAGAGAGCCGGAUAAAUCUGAAACAAUUAUCCAUGAUGUUAGGAAGGGCUGUGCUGCUGAUGAAAACGAAAUGGUUUGUGAUGAUAAUGAAUCUCUGGAUGAUGUUUAUUUUGUAAAAAAAUUGAAACUAACAACAGAAAAUGAAGGUUGGCUUGCACCAGAGAAUCCUUCCUCCCCCAUGAAAGGCAGGCUGUUAAUUGGUGGUGUAUGGAAGAAGGUAAGCGAUGAAGAGUUAGUUUCUUUGGAAACGGAUAUCAGGACUUUCAUGUAAGUGGAUGUUUAUUGAUAUAGGGCCAUAUUUAUUUGGGGCAUUUACAUUCGUACCACUUGAUUCUUAUAUAUUUACAUAUUUAACA
Molecule: messenger RNA, 2352 nt
Organism: Phalaenopsis equestris
Lineage: Eukaryota; Viridiplantae; Streptophyta; Magnoliopsida; Asparagales; Orchidaceae
Exons: 10
Coding region: 387-2267 (626 amino acids)
Biological process (GO): maturation of LSU-rRNA; maturation of 5.8S rRNA
Cellular component (GO): Las1 complex; preribosome, large subunit precursor
Molecular function (GO): endonuclease activity
Source: RefSeq, a predicted model, not a curated record